CGUUUCAUCGGAAGAUUUUCAACCGUUUUAUUAACAAUCCAAUUUUACCAUAAAAUAAUCUUGUAAGAAAAGUAGUAUGAUUCCUAUCCAGUAAUUAUCGAUAGAAAUUUUUUUUUUUUAAUUUGGGUAAAUAAGUUAUGAAGAAGUUCUUCGGGUAUGGAAAUAAUAUGUGGACUAUUAAGUAGUUGAUUGGUUAAUAUCACAGUUCGUAAACAUGUUUAAUACAAAUGUAGUCGUGUUGACGCCAUACUAAGGUCGACCGGUAUUUUCUAUAAAACGCGACAAACCAGAAAGUUCUUCAGUAUCCAAUUUGCAAAGUGAGAGUUCGAUCUACGUCUUCAAAAUGAAAGAUCAGCUGAAGUACCUUUCUGGAUUUGAUAACGAAUUUUUUAGUGAAGAUCCACGAUGUCCAAACGCUUUACCAAUAGGUCAGAAUAAUCCCCAGAAGUGUCCUUAUGGUUUGUACGCUGAGCAAUUGUCUGGCUCCGCAUUUACCGCUCCCCGAAGUGAUAAUAGAAGAACUUGGUUUUAUCGUAUUAAACCUUCAGUUUGUCAAGGGCCUUAUGAGAACCUUAAAGAUGAUUUCAAUAAACUCACACAUGAAUGGAAUAACAUCGAUCCUAAUCCGUUACGGUGGAAAGCUUUUGAAUUACCGACUCGACAAGAAUUACCUGUUGACUUCUUUGAGGGACUUCAUACAAUUUGUGGAGCUGGAGAUCCUAGAGUUCGACACGGAGUAGCUAUUCAUGUUUAUUUAUGCAAUGCUUCUAUGAAAGAUUCCGCUUUUUACAAUUCUGAUGGAGAUUUUCUGAUAGUGCCACAAUUAGGAACUUUAAUUAUUACAACAGAAUUCGGGAAAAUGCAAGUGGAACCGAACGAAAUUUGUGUUAUUCAACAAGGAAUGAAAUUUUCAGUAAAUGUUUUAGGACCUUCUCGAGGAUAUAUUUUAGAAGUUUUUGAUAAUCAUUUUCAGUUACCUAAUCUUGGUCCUAUUGGUUCAAAUGGUUUAGCAUCACCAAGAGAUUUCAUGACACCUGUUGCAUGGUUUGAAGAUUGUGACACCAAGUUCACUUUAUAUUGCAAGUAUCAGGGCAAAUCGUUUGCUACCCAUCUCAAUCAUAGUCCGUUUGACGUUGUUGCUUGGCAUGGAAAUUAUGUGCCUUAUAAGUAUGAUUUAAGCCGCUUCAUGGUCAUCAACUCUGUCUCCUUUGAUCACUGUGAUCCUUCCAUUUUCACGGUUUUGACGUGUCCUUCCUUAAAACCAGGAACUGCUAUCGCGGACUUUGUUAUUUUUCCUCCAAGAUGGUCCGUCCAAGAGAAUACAUUCCGUCCUCCUUAUUAUCAUCGAAACUGUAUGAGUGAAUUCAUGGGUCUUAUCAAGGGCCAUUACGAAGCAAAAGAAGAAGGAUUCCAACCUGGUGGAGCUUCAUUGCAUACUAUAAUGACACCUCAUGGUCCGGAUAUGAAAUGUUUCAAGGAUGCCAGUAAAGCUGAGUUAAAACCAGAAAGAGUUGCAGAUGGGACGAUGGCAUUCAUGUUUGAAACUUCCUUAUUUAUGAGCUUAACUGCGUGGGCUACUAAAAACCGUCAUUUGGAUGAAGAUUAUUAUAAAUGCUGGCAAAGCUUGGAAAAAAAUUUUAAAAUUUGAAUUGUACCAUUGAAAUAAAAUAUAUAAACAUUUGUUAAAAUA
Messenger RNA from Chelonus insularis, 1690 nucleotides. RefSeq names its product homogentisate 1,2-dioxygenase (gene hgo). The coding region runs from base 344 to 1648 and encodes 434 amino acids. Gene Ontology annotation, biological process: L-phenylalanine catabolic process. The record is from RefSeq and is a predicted model, not a curated record. Gene Ontology annotation, molecular function: homogentisate 1,2-dioxygenase activity. The transcript has 8 exons. Gene Ontology annotation, cellular component: cytoplasm. Lineage: Eukaryota; Metazoa; Arthropoda; Insecta; Hymenoptera; Braconidae.